UACACCUCCCAGAAUCCCUUGCGUUUGAAGCGCGUGCUUGCAACUGCGGGGGGCAUCGGGAUUGAUAGGGAUGUUUCCAUCAUGGCGGCAUCCAUUUCAGGUUAUACUUUCAGUUCUGUGUGUUAUCACAGCGCCAACAGCAACUCUGAUCAUGAGGGCUUCCUGUUAGGAGAAGUAAGGCAAGAAGAGACUGUCAGCAUCAGUGACACGCAGAUCAGCAGUGCAGAACUGCUCCAGGUAGUAGAAAUCCAUCACCAUGAUCCCUGUGCACAGUUGUUUAGCUUUUAUGACUACGCAGGCAAAGUCAGUGAAGAAAAUCUCAACAGCAUUCUUAAAGAUAGGCGGAAAAAUGUCAUUGGUUGGUACCGGUUUCGGAGGAACACACAGCAACAAAUGUCGUUCAGGGAACAGAUCAUCCACCAACAGCUGACUCAGCUGCUCGGUGUGCCGGACCUCGUCUUCCUUCUUUUCAGCUUCAUCUCCACUGCCAACAGCUCCACGCAUGCACUGGAGUACGUGCUCUUCAGACCCAAUCGCAGUAGGUACAACCAGAGGAUCACCCUUACGAUCCCCAACCUUGGCAACACAAGCCAGCAGGAAUACAAAGUCUCCUCAGUUCCCAACACCUCAAUCAACUAUGCCAAGGUCAUCAAAGAGCAUGGGGCUGAAUUCUUUGACAAAGAUGGUGUGAUGAAGGAUAUCCGAACAAUAUUCCAAGUCUACAGUGCACUACAAGAUAAAGUGCAGGCUGUGUGUGGGGAUGUAGAACAAAGUGAACGUGUGAAGGAGAAAAUUCAAGAGGAUGUAAACCAACUCAAACAACAAAUUGCUCUCAGGAAACGCAAGACGGCAGAUGAGGAGAGGAGUCUCCGUGAGGCCCAAAAUGCAGAUUCCCAUUCCACUCCAGAGGAGAACACAGAACCAUCUGAGGCUUCCCUUCUGUCCAGGAUGACCUUCCACACACCUCCUGCCCCAGAGCGGCCCAGUACCUCACCUAAUCCACCAUCUUAUGCUGACCUCUUGACACAGGAUGACUCUCUGCCCUCCUCUUCUUCCCCACCCACCAGUGCUGCUCUACUGCCCCGUCCCCAAGCUGUGGGCUCUCCAGGACACCCUACCCCUGGCCCACUGGGGAUGGGCCAUGGCCUUGGGCUGGGCCUAGGCCUCAGCACAGGCUCCAAUACCGUUACCACUCCCAGCACCCCAUACCUUGGCAAUGGUGACGGAUCGAGCUCUGACUCAUUAGAUAGACAAGCUGCAGGGCAGGAAGAUGACGAUGAUGACGAAGAUGAAGACAGUAGCGAAUAUGAGAACUUAGUGAGUGAAGCAGCUCAUCUGCCAAUGGCCAGCGUUUUAGCUCAAGGACGACCAGCUGCCCUCAGUCCUGAUGGGGACGCCCGCGGCUCACAGACCACAUAGAAGCAUGCCACAGGGUGUUUAAAGGACACAUAAGCACCUUGAGAGGAGGGCAUCUCAAGCAAUCAAAGAUAGACAGAUAUAGACAAAAGAAGUGCCAGACCUGAAAGUGAAAGGCAUGCGCUGUGUGUAUUUCUCCUUGUCUUAGUCUGAUCUCCAUUUUAUGGGGAAACCUUGCCAGGGUUAAGAGGUGUGUCUCACUGGCGGGAAAAGUCAUCUCUCUUCAUUUUAUCCUUUUCGGAAUGGGGUCCUUCAGUGUGGAUGUGUCCGGUUUCAGGGUCAGAAGUGGAUAUUACAGCGCGAUGUAUGCCAGCUGGUUGGCAAGCCGCUUUCCUUAAAGACAGACCGUUUUCACUCUUUCGGUUUCUUAUCGUUUCACAUUUGCAUCAACAACUCAGAGCACCCACUCUUGCAUACCUCUUGCACUUUUUUUGCCAUCUUUUAAACAAACCAUCUUAGAAAAGCAUUGGGAAAAUAUUCUGCGGCCUUCAAUUGCUUUUUUAAUUUUAUUUUUUAUUACAUAGGCAAAUUGUUAAAUCCUUAUUUUUGAUUUGAAGAAAGAAUAUAUAUAUAUGUAACUAAUUUGAUUUUUGACUUAUUUAUUUUUUUUCAUGUUUUUCUUCAUUCUAUAAUCAUACAGUUGCCUAUUUAAAUGAUGAAGAAUAGAUUUCAAACAAAAUUUUCUUGCCACUUCUAUAAUGGGUGCUUUAUAUAUACAAAUAUAUAUUUUGUCACAUUAACAGUAAUCUGAUUUGAUUGACAUGGAUGUCAAUGUCUAGUUCUUCUUGGAUAACACUGAAAUUGUAUGCGCUUUGCUGCACUUAACAAAAUUAAGAUUUCUUUAUUAUUGUGCUAUACCAAUGCUGUCAUGUUGUGCCACUUGAGUUAGUCCUCCUUGACCAGCCUGAGCCAAACUCGGCUCAGCUGUUGUGCAUUGUACAGGGUUCACAGGGCAAAGAAAAUUUACUAUAGCUUUACUAACCAGAUGCUUACGGUUCCCUUCUGCUGCUGCAAAACCAAGAACGACCACUAAAAACUUAAUCUGUCUGUUGAUCUUCAUAUAAAACCUGGCUGCUACUGUCACUACACAGUGCUGGUUGUCUGUAAUACUACUGACAGUGAUCAUAUAACCACUUCAAGCACACUUCUCACUGUUUUGUUCUCUAUUAAUGUCCUAACAGAAGGCUGAUUCCCCCUGUAGUGUAGCGUGUGCAUUGUAACCUUGGGAACGGAGAGCAGGCAAUCACCCUUCCUGUCUCGGCAUACUUGACAGCAGAACUCAUGUAUUCUGACCUGGUUGGGUCAAUGUUAUGUGUGGACCUGGAUAAUGUGACGAAAAAACAUUAUGAGCUUGCUUCAGUACACAGUGCCUUCCACUCAGGGCAGGUUCUAUCUGCACACAGAUCAAAUUUACAGAUCUAUCUUGAGGGGGGAAAUAAUAACGAGCUUUGUUGUCUUUGCAAAAUAAUUGACUUCCAUGCCUCCCUUCCUUUCCUUGAUGGUGUUCCGUUUUGUCUUCCUGAAACAAUCUUCACUGCUUUCUCGACCGUUUUUUCCCUUUUUAAUUGUACCGACACCUUCAAAUUGGACCUGUAUCCCAUGGGUGCGGCUGUGACUUUGCUUGCGUUAUCAUUUGUAACUGGAAUUAUAGCUGUAAGAUUGGGGGGAUCUGUUUAGUGAGCGUACACCAUGCAAGUUUUUAUGAUUUAAAUUUUUUUUUUUUUUUUUACAUGUGGCCCAUUUGAAGACAACUGAGGUGUGGGUUGACACCCUUCUUGCAUGAACUGCUCAGUUCUAGACACUUAUAUUUAGCAUGGACAGAUGUUUGCACUGCACAUGGAGGGUGUCUACCAUUGUGAUCAGCAGGUUGCACUAAAGUCGUCUUGUGGUGGGAGAAGUUUUGCCUCGUGAAAAAGAGCCGCUUUAUACACACUGCCUGUUUAUAAGUCAUGUUUUUUAGUUUUUUUUACCUAAGGGUCUUUUCAUUUGCCCUGAUGUAUAAUGCCAAUGCAUCACUGACCGGGAGCUGGCACUCAAAAUGUUACUUAAUAAUCACUGAGAGUAACACAAUCACACAAUGUUAAAAAGAAAUUACAAAAUCAAUUUGCUUGGACUAUGGUUUCCUUUGAGUACUGGAAUAUAAUAAGGAAAUAAAUAAUGAAUGUACAGUAGACAAGGGAGGGGUAGAAUUUAAACAGCACUUACUGUAUAAGCUUAUCUCCGUUGAGUGUUGUGGUAUAGAGCAGCAGUUUUCAGUGUUGGUCCUUACUUUUAACCCUGGUCCUCAGGCCCCAGAUGAAAGUCUUACUGUCUGGCAUCCCCAGGUGCAAACCUGACUUGAGGGCCAGAAUGAAAACCUGCGGGUCUGUGGUGCUCCUAUAUCCUAUACCUAUAAUGUUCCAGCAUCAUUCUAAUGUGCACUCAUGUUCCUUCCUGCCCUGUGUGGACUAUUGCAACAUCAACACCUCCCUGAAGCACAAAGUCCAGUGCACAGCUUAGAUCUUCUCAGUUUAUGUGUUGAUUUGUGUACUUGACGAAAGUAAGACAAAAGGACUUGGUUGGACGAGCACAGAGAAUAUGGUUCUAAAACUGGGGGAUAAUAAAUGAGAUAUGCAUAUGUGA
This is a messenger RNA of Scophthalmus maximus (turbot), 4038 nucleotides long. It is a transcript of the gene abraxas2, whose product is annotated as abraxas 2, BRISC complex subunit. Lineage: Eukaryota; Metazoa; Chordata; Actinopteri; Pleuronectiformes; Scophthalmidae. Gene Ontology annotation, cellular component: nucleus. Gene Ontology annotation, molecular function: microtubule binding; polyubiquitin modification-dependent protein binding. The transcript has 9 exons. Gene Ontology annotation, biological process: attachment of spindle microtubules to kinetochore; mitotic spindle assembly; protein K63-linked deubiquitination. Bases 82 to 1419 code for a protein of 445 amino acids. The record is from RefSeq and is a predicted model, not a curated record.